GAAACGUCAUUGUCAUAGUCGCUACAUGUUUUUCUCGUUUCCCAAACGCGAUUUGCAUUUAUUGUAAUUUGUGUAAUUUUCUUCCCUUCAAUUGUGCCAAGUUUCUCCAAUUCAAGAAGUUCCAGCUUAUUCUGCACAGUGUGAAAAAUUCAAGUUAGUAGCAUGGUUCGCGAAUAUCAGAGGAAAAAUGAGGUCCUUGACCCCAGGAAACUAAAGAGUGCCCUGCGUGUGGUAAAGAGUGGUAUUUCCGUGAGAUCAACUGCAAAAUCUUUUGGAAUCAAUCAUCAAACCCUGCGGCGUUACUGGAAGGCCUGGAAGGCAUCAGAAGGAGAAUUGGGAUCAUCGGCAACACCUGUGGAAGCUGUGAAAUCUGGUCGAGCAACGUGGUUCAGUGAAGAUGAGGAAGAUGCUUUGAAAAAUUUUUUGCUAAAUUAUCCUGAUGAUCCUGAUGGCUUCGUUUUAACUGUGAAAUAUGUUAGAAGUUUGGCCUUUUAUUUUGCUCAAGAACUAGGGAUCUCUACUCCUCCUUGGGAUAAAAAACAAAUGGCUGGUAUUGACUGGUUCUAUGGAUUUCGUAAACGACAUCCGGAUUUGGCCACAAGGAUGCCAGAAACUUUUGCCACUUUUGCCAUCAACAAGUUUUGUGAAAAACCUGGAAAAUCUGAAAUGUCCUCCGACCAGGAGCCCGAAUCUAUCCUCAUUAUAUCCGAUGACAGUGAUUCCAAUGAAGGCAAGACAAGCGAAACGCCGCCGGCCGAGGAGACUCUGCCCCAGAGACGAACAAGGCUGUCCAAGCAACAAGUAGCGGAGAUUCGACGCAAUAACUUGUCCAGAAAGAGCACAGCAAGGGGCUCAGUGUCGCCGGCUGCACAAAAUCCAACACAAAGUCAGCAGGCCAUGAAGCGUCUCCGGAAACUUAUGGCAGACACGAAGUUCAUGAAGGACUUCAAUCCCGAGACAUCGAAGCGAGAGAAAAACAAACUGAAAAAGUUCCCGUGGGAACAUGCAGUGGAAAGGAGCAAGACCUACGACACUCGCAGUUCCAGCUCCGAGAAUGGUGGGCAGGAUUUGUGCGAUUGUCUGCGACUUACCUGCUGUGGAUGCUUCUUUCCAUGUCCCAAAUGCAGCAGCCCCAAGUGCGGAACGAAAUGCCGGGUUAUGAGGAAGUGGAUGUACGAGAGUGUGGUAUUUGACGGAGCCGACGAGAGUCUGAGGAAUCCCCUGCUCUACAAGGUCAGAACUGAUUGAAGUUGCUUUGGUUUUUUGUUUUUUCAUACUAGAAUUUUUAUUAUAAACUGCCCCAAAUCCCCAAAAAAACCUGCUACGGAGGAGUCUCAAUUUUCCAUGACUGUUGGUGAAGCCUCAUUGAGCCAGUCACUGAUUUCCACGUCUUUCCGGGAAUCUUCCUGAAUUUCCACACUUCCCUCUUGAAUCAUCCUAGCGAUCCUCUCAAAGAGGUUAUUCAAUUGUCGCUUCAGACGCUCCAAGUCAAAAGGGUUAGUGACCAGGAAAGAAUAAUUUUCCUCAAAAUCCAUUCCCUUGUUCUUGCUCAAAGCUCCCACAUGGCUUAUCAAGUCCACAGAAGCAGCAAUAGACUCCUCCCAAGUCUGAAAUGUAGCAUAAAAUCCCUUAAUCUUAAAAUAUCAUCACGAUUAUAGAACCGAAUAUCUUUCGGAAUCAUUCGUAAAUGUCACAGUCACUGUCAAAGUAUUUGAAUUCAAAUUUAACGUCCCCAUAUUGUGUGUCAACUGUUUAUAAAAUAACUACAUAAAGAUGGAUUUUCAUUGAAAGAAAAUCUAGGACUAAAAUAAUUUAUUGAUAUUGUAGAUUUGUUAAAUUUUUUAGCUAAGAAGGGAGAUUGUAAAUAAAUAAUAAUAUGUCGAGAAUAAAUCAGUUUCAUCACAGAA
Molecule: messenger RNA, 1907 nt
Organism: Phlebotomus papatasi
Lineage: Eukaryota; Metazoa; Arthropoda; Insecta; Diptera; Psychodidae
Exons: 4
Coding region: 163-1248 (361 amino acids)
Cellular component (GO): intracellular membrane-bounded organelle
Source: RefSeq, a predicted model, not a curated record